UUAUUAUGUAUUCAGCCACACCUUAUACUGUGUCAGAGAAGCUGUGCUCUACCAGCAAGCGAGCUAGUUGAUGGGAGAUCGUAGGAUAGAAAUGGCAUUGGACAGACAGGCAGCUUCGCCAAGACCACUUUUAUCUCCGUCAAACUUCAAUCGCCUCUCACCUAUACCAACUGAACAGUCAAGCUUGCGGUCUAAGGCAAAGAUGUCGGCAACAGACGCUGGGACCGGAUCCUCAGCGCAUGCAUCGAGCUCCGCAGGAUGGGCUUCACCUCCUUCCGUUGACCUCAACGCAGCGAGACGUUCUCCUCGAGACAGGAUGAACAUCGAUCACCUUCUCUCCUCCAGCCGGAGCCCGUGGUCGCCCCGACAUUUCCGUGAAUCGCGUCCUGUGCUUCAGCCGCCACGAUUCACAAACUCUUUUCAGGAUGCAACUGCGGUACAAAGGCCAACGACGGGAAAAGGAAUUUCACUGCAGCCAGUCCGUUCCCUGGCUCCUGGUUUCGAUGCAGAGUCUCAUUCGGACCAGCAUGGGAGUGAUAGCGAUGGCCAAGCUGAGAUCGCCGGAACGUCUGCGGAUCUGAGAGCGCCAGCAGGGGAAACAGCAGCGUCAGGAUCACUUCGAUACCUCCCAGUUCAUCUGUUCGUUGCAGCUGUUGGUGAUGGAGAUGUCAAUCCUGAUACCCCGCCCAAGACAAAAGAAAUUCUAGAUCAGGCAAUGGUGAAGAAGGUCUCCAAGGAGCAAAACACUGUGGUCAAUGUGAAAGGAGAAGGAGCCCUUCACAUUCAACUUC
Messenger RNA from Guillardia theta CCMP2712, 791 nucleotides. RefSeq lists its product as hypothetical. Lineage: Eukaryota; Cryptophyceae; Pyrenomonadales; Geminigeraceae. The transcript has 6 exons. The annotation marks the transcript as partial. The record is from RefSeq and is a predicted model, not a curated record.